UUAAGAAGGGGACAAAGUGAGUGAUAAAUGAAAGAAAAUGAAAGACCAUAAACUCCACCAGUGAAUUCACUUGUCUCUUUUUUUAAUUUGUGACUUAUCACUUCAUUUUUCAAAAUCCAUAUUUGUGCUCUAUUAUAUAAUAUUUGUUUCAUUCCUCAACUCUAUUCUCUUGGGAUUUCUGAAAAAGAGUCAUUCCCUUUUCAGAAAUUUACCUCUACUUCUUUUCUUUCUUUCAUCUACAAACAAUGUAUUUUCAUUCAAUUCUUCAUUAAACAUUCCAAAAUCUCCUCUGUUUUUUUUGUAAGAAGAAGAAGAAAAGAAAUCCAAUGGCAUGUUCUCAAUUUACAGUCUUUUGGCAUAGAAAUCUACAGACUAUAAUCUUUUUGUUACUUUUAUUCAUUUCUGGAUUGACACAUGUUAGAUUAACAGCUGAAGGUAGGAGAAUACUCAAAACACAAACUGGUGUUUUUACUCAGAGGAAAAAUGAAGAGAAGAUGAUAAAGAUGAGAUCUUUAAUAGGUUCAAGACCACCAAGAUGUGAAGGAAGAUGUAGAAAUUGUGGACCAUGUGAAGCAGUUCAAGUACCAAUUGUGCCAAAUCUCAAGAAUCAACAAACAUCAAGAAUUCAUAAUCAAUUGAAUUCAUAUCCUAAUUUGUUCUUGGCAUAUUCAAGAGGUGAUGAUAUAUCAAAUUAUAAGCCUAUGUGUUGGAAAUGUAAGUGUGGGAAUUUUUUCUUUAAUCCUUGAUUAAAGAUGGAAGAAAAAAAAAGAUCUUUUUUUUUGGGUUAUGGAGAAAAUUAAGUUUCUUCAAUUGUCUAUAUACAUGAAGAUUAAGUUUGAUUAGCUUAUAGCUAGGUUUUGUAGAUUUUUUGCAUAAUCAAGAUUUGUGAUAAUGCAUAUUUUGUACAUAUUUUAAUUAGCACUUUUGUAGUACCAAUCUUUUCCUCUUUCUUUUUUCUCUUAUGAAAAGAACACUUCUAAUUUAGGAAGUGAAUUGAGCUA
Messenger RNA from Solanum pennellii, 1001 nucleotides. RefSeq names its product EPIDERMAL PATTERNING FACTOR-like protein 2. NCBI's taxonomy places the organism in Eukaryota, Viridiplantae, Streptophyta, Magnoliopsida, Solanales, Solanaceae. The coding region runs from base 327 to 746 and encodes 139 amino acids. The record is from RefSeq and is a predicted model, not a curated record. Gene Ontology annotation, biological process: stomatal complex development; guard cell differentiation. The transcript is spliced from 3 exons.